AUGCUCUCCACCCCUGUCAACCUCCCCAAGUGGCUGGAGGAGAACUCCCACCUCCUCAAACCGCCAAUCAACAACUACUGCGUCUACAAUGAAGACUUCACCGUCAUGAUCGUCGGCGGUCCCAACGCCAGGACGGACUACCACAUCAACCAGACCCCAGAGUGGUUCUACCAGUACAAGGGCGCCAUGAUGCUCAAGGUCGUCGACGACGGCGUCUUCAAGGACGUCAUCAUCCGCGAGGGCGACAUGUUCUUGCUGCCCGGCAACACCCCGCACAACCCCGUGCGCUUUGCGAACACCGUCGGCGUCGUCCUCGAGCAGCGCCGCCCCGAGGGCUCGCUCGACCGCAUGCGCUGGUACUGCGAGGCCUGCCGCGAGGUCGUCCACGAGGCGGCCUUCCACUGCACCGACCUCGGCACGCAGAUCAAGGCCGCUGUUGAGGCGUUCAAGGCGGACGAGGCGGGCCGCACGUGUAAGAAGUGCGGUGUUGUUGCGGAGUCGGCGCCGAAGCCUGGGUCGAUCAAGGACCCUAACCUGGAGUGA
Colletotrichum siamense is the source of this 543-nucleotide messenger RNA. RefSeq names its product 3-hydroxyanthranilate 3,4-dioxygenase (gene bna1). The record is from RefSeq and is a predicted model, not a curated record. Gene Ontology annotation, biological process: quinolinate metabolic process; 'de novo' NAD+ biosynthetic process from L-tryptophan. NCBI's taxonomy places the organism in Eukaryota, Fungi, Ascomycota, Sordariomycetes, Glomerellales, Glomerellaceae. Gene Ontology annotation, cellular component: cytoplasm. Gene Ontology annotation, molecular function: 3-hydroxyanthranilate 3,4-dioxygenase activity; iron ion binding. The coding region runs from base 1 to 543 and encodes 180 amino acids. The transcript has 3 exons.